AUGGCUGGCACGGCUCCUUGGGAGCUUCCUGGGUGUCCGUUUCUGAAACAUGUGCCAUUGAACAUGGACUGGACGCAGGUCAUUACCCAAGAAACAGAUGUGGAGUUUGGCUUGGAAAGGCAUCGUCCAAAAUGGGAGCAGGCCAACGAGAGUGUUGCAAUGAAAGCCUUGCAAAUGGACAUCUCCAGCCUGGUGCCCUUUUCCAUGCCUGGCACCGGUGGGGUCCCGGGCUCCUUCGGAGUUGAGGGGCUGGGUUGGCUGGUUUGUUUGGAGUUGGCUGGCUGGCUGGUGACCACAAGCUUUGUGACUGGGGAUGCUUCAGUGCGAGUGCUUCCGUGCCCCGAGAAGCUGGGGAAGCCGGAGCUGAAGACGCUGCCGCUGCCGUCCGCAAGUGCGGCAUCGGCCGGCAACGCCUCGGACUGCCCGACGAUGCUGCCCGCACCGUCCGAGACGACGGCUGCUCCGCCGCGUCGCCGCUCAGCUUCGGUGGAGAUGCAGAGGGAUUCGGGCGAGUGCCGCGCAGUGCACGUGAAGAAAGCGAGUUCUCAUCCGGAUCCAAUCUGCGAUGGUGGCGUGUGGCGCAAAACGAUGUCGGUUUCCAGUGCAGUAAACCGAUCUGGGCGCACCAGUGUGGAGUUGCAGCAGAUUGUGUCCAAGGCCAAUCUCACUGAAGUCUUCAAGGUGCGGGAGUUGGAGCUCACAGCUCAGGAAGGUCGAAACCGCUUGACGGUGGCAGAGGCCGUGGAAGAGAUGAGCAACGAAGAUGAGGAGAAGAUGUCAAGAGAGGUUCUCAGAGAGGACAAAGCCAGGCUUGUGGCGCAAAGUGCAGAGGAGCUCUCUUCCUAUUGCGAGCAGAACUUCUUGGACACAGCAUGGAAGAUCUGGACGUGUUCCGACGCGUUGAUGGCCAUCUUGCUCUGGUUGGCCCUCUUGUUCGCUCGCUUUGGCAUUGCUGCGUGGCAUGCCUGGGAAGAUCAAGAAUGGAUCAAUAUUCAGGCAGUGGCUUUUGGGUUGAGAUACAUGGUUGCCACCGGGGUGCUGGUGAUGGCUUGCUUUUGGCAAGUGCGCACCAGUCACGCCAUGCUUCUCAUCGUGAACGCCUGGAGUGCCUCCUUGUCGCAAGGUGCCUCAUGUCUCGAAUCGAAGAACGACUGGCGCACCAUCAGCGGGCUCUUCCGGAAGACCUCGCGGACCUUCGAGUUGUGCUUUGCUGCUCUGGGGCUCAUCGUGGUGAUGGUGGCUUUCGCAUAUCUCUAUGACCUCCAGCAGGGAAAGGGGCUGGAAGCGAUGGCCUCCUUGUCGGUGGUGGUGUUGAUCCCAGGUGUCCUUUGGACUCAUGCUUCCACCACCACCGCAUGCAACCGAUUGCCUUCGUUGGUGACCUUGUUUGAAGUGGAGGACGAGCAGGAAGAUGAGGAGUACAUGGGUUUGGCACUUUUCCUGUCAUUGAGUGAGUGUGGUUUUUUCGUUUGGGAUACUUGCAUCACUGUGGGCAUAGUGCAGAAAUUUUUGUACUUUACAGCAGCCAUGGCCGGAACAGUCGGCUUUCAAUCUGGAGCCCUGAAUUUCCAGAAUUGA
Messenger RNA from Durusdinium trenchii, 1578 nucleotides. Lineage: Eukaryota; Dinophyceae; Suessiales; Symbiodiniaceae. The record is from the annotation of a GenBank genome assembly.